Molecule: messenger RNA, 1488 nt
Organism: Cavenderia fasciculata
Lineage: Eukaryota; Evosea; Eumycetozoa; Acytosteliales; Cavenderiaceae
Gene: rbbE
Product: WD-40 repeat-containing protein
Exons: 5
Coding region: 1-1488 (495 amino acids)
Cellular component (GO): Set1C/COMPASS complex
Molecular function (GO): protein binding
Source: RefSeq, a predicted model, not a curated record
AUGAACCUUAGCUUUCAAGAUCCCUUUAGAAUAGGGGAUAUUCCCGAAGGAGUAGAAGACUAUCUGAUGGAUAGUUUAGGGUCAAAGGCUAAUUGCUUAAAGUUUAAUAGAAGAGGUACACUAUUGGCUGUCGGCAAUCAAUCGGGUACUAUAUCUAUAUGGGACUUUAUUACAAAGUCUAUCGUUAGAUUAUUCGCAUCACAUAAACAAUCUAUUAAUUCUUUAUCAUGGACAAGAGACGGACAGAGAUUAUUAAGUGGUAGCAGUGAUGGUUCGAUCAUUCUAUGGGAUAUAAACAACUCAUCAAUCAUUUAUAAAUUAGACUUUGACAGUUCUAUCAGUUGUGCUCAAUUACAUCCUAGAAAUGGAGAUAUAUGUUUGGUAUCAUUACAAUCAUCACCACCUUUACUCAUUCAUUUACCGACUAAUAAUAUGACACCCAUCAAUGUAAUGGGUGAUUUGGAAUUGAAUAGUACUUCUCCACCAUUACAACAACAAUCAAAUAAUAAUAAUAAUACAUCUUCAUCUAAUACAUCAACAUCUACGACGUCAACAACCAAUCAAACCGAUCAACAAACAAGUACAAAUGAAAUUAUAGCAAGUUAUAGUUGGAAAGGUGAUCAUAUUGUAGUUGGUGAUUCAAAAGGUAACCUAUUAUUUUAUAAUAGUACAACACAACAUAAAAAGAAUUAUCAACAAGAUUCAACUAGAUCAUCAACCAAGUUACCAUUGGAGAGAGUUGUAAAGGUGUCGUCUGGGUCGGCUGCAAUCAAAGAGAUUGAAUUUUCAAGGGAUGGAAAGUACAUGUUGGUUAAUGCAACCGACAAGGUCAUCCGAUUAUACUCACUCGAAGCAUUUGCAGUGGUCAGAGAAUACCACGACAGUGUCAACCGUGCACAAUGGAAGAAAUGUUGUUUCUCCAACAACUCUGAAUACCUAGUUGCAGGUAUGCAACAUAAAUCAAUGCAUAGUAUAUUUUGUUGGAGUGUUUCUGGUGGUCUUGUAAAAGAUCUUGAAGGUCCAAAAGAAGGUUUUCAAUUUAUUUGUUGGCAUCCACUUAGACCAAUGUUAUUGACAAUUAGUUUAACUGGUAUUAUUUAUAUAUGGUCAACUAUUUAUACAGAUACUUGGAGUGCAUUUGCACCAGACUUUACAGAAUUGGAGGAGAAUGAAGAAUAUCGAGAAUUAGAGGAUGAGUUUGAUGCAAAGGAUUCAGAUGAUGAAAGUACUGCAACAACAACAACAGAUCAAACCACCACUGGUAAUGGAAUUAUUGGAGGUAAAGGAGGAGGAGGUUCAAGGUCAGCUAGACAAAGGCAACAAAUUAUUGAACAAGAUGAUGUCGAUAUUGAAACGAUUGCACCAAUACCAGAGUUUAGUAGUGAUGAAGAGGAAGAGAUUAAUUCUUAUUGUGUACAUAAUACACUUAAAGUUGUAUAUGGUCUGACGAGAGGACGUGUAUCAAUGAUCUGCUUUGAAAAUAAUUAA